CAUUAGAGAAAGCAAAGUAAAGCAAAUACAAAUAAUUGCACGAGGGAAAGCUUCGUUCUCUACACAACAUAAAUCUUUUCUGGUCUUGGCCAAAAAAUUAAAUAUAAAAAAAAAAAGAACAAAAAAAAAAAAAAAAAAAAACAGACUCGAAUUCUCCUUUUGAAAGCUUUCAACACUUUGAGCUCUCUUUCCAGAUGGCAGAAAUUAUCCUCUCUAGCAUUGCAGAAGGGAUUCUUGGGAUGUUGGGUUCUCUUGGGGCUGAAGAGAUCAGAUUACUAUGGGGUGUGAAUGAUGAGCUUGAACAACUUGAGGACACUCUUUCAACAAUCAAAGCUGUACUCCGCGAUGCCGAGAAGAAGCAGAGCCAUAGCCAUCAAGUCAAAGUUUGGCUUCAGAGGCUUCAAGAAGUUGUUCUUGACGCUGAUGACUUGGUGGAUGACUUAUCUUAUGAAGCUCUGCGAAAGAGUCUGAUGAGUGGACACAACAACAUGGUCAAGCAGGUAUGCACUUUCUUUUCCUCCUCCAACCAAAUUAUUUUCAGGCAUAAAAUGGGUCACAAAAUAAAGGAUGUGAGGAGCAAACUGACUGCAUUUGGAAAUGAGAAAAUUCAGCUGAAUUUGGAGGAGCGUCAAGGAGAGACUAAUGUUGCGACUAGACUGAGGGACCAUACUCACUCUUAUGUAUCUGAGAAAGAAGUGAUUGGUAGGGAUGAUGAUAAGAUUGCCAUCUUACAACUUCUUUUGGAUACCAAAAACAAGGAGAACGUAUCUAUCAUCCCCAUUGUUGGUAUUGGAGGUUCAGGAAAAACCACAUUUGCCCAACUUGUUUUCAACGAUGAACAAGUCCAAAAGCAUUUUGAUCUUAAAUUUUGGGUUUGCGUCUCUGAUAAUUUUGAUGUGAAAUCACUUGUUAAAAAGAUCAUUAAAUCUGCAAAUGUGGAACCUAAUACAGAGAAGGAGAUGGAACAAUUACAACAAAUUCUUCGUCAAAAAAUAAAUGGAAAGCGAUAUCUUCUUGUACUAGAUGAUGUUUGGAAUGAGAAUUAUAUUAAAUGGAACAGCUUAAAAAGUUCACUAUUAAAUGGUGGGGCAGGAAGUAAAGUAAUAGUAACCACACGGAGUAAAGUUGUUGCAAGGAUUACAGGCACAAUGCCAGCAUAUGACUUAAAAGCCAUGGAUAAAGAGAAAUCUUGGGCUCUAUUUAAGAAAAUAGCUUUGGAGCAAGGACGAGAGUCAAAUAUCAGUUCCAAUAUUUCAGAAAUUGGAAAGCGUAUUGUGGACAAGUGUGGUGGAAAUCCUCUUGCAAUCAAAACAAUAGCAGGCUUAUUGAGUUUAAAAAAUCCUGAGACAGAGUGGUCCUCAUUUAUGGAAAAAGAGUUUUCAAAGAUACUUCAAACAGAAGAUGAUAUUAUCUCAGAAGAUGAUAUUAUCCCAACGCUUAAAUUGAGUUAUGAUCAUCUUCCAUCAAGAUUGAAACAGUGUUUUGUAUAUUUUUCUUUAUUUCCUAAAGAUUAUGAAAUUGAUGUAGAAAUUCUAGUACAGCAUUGGAUGGCACAAGAUUUUAUUAAAAUAUCAAAUCCAACUGAUUGUUUGGAAGAGGUGGGUUAUGGGUAUUUUAAGGAAUUAAUUUGGAGAUCCUUUUUUGAAGAAGUUGAAACAGAUGAGAAAGGCAAUGUGACAAAAUGCAAAAUGCAUGAUUUAAUGCAUGACCUUGCAGAGUCAAUAACACCACCCAUGUUUUAUAUGCGAAAUGGAAAUACAGAACCUAUUAACAGUAAAACACGUCAUGUGUUGUUUUAUGAAUACGAUUUUUAUUUGGCACAAGAAAUUCUACCUUCAUUGAUUCAAGCUAAAAAGAUGAGGACGAUUCUUAGGCCUGAUGUGGAUACAUUGCGGCCGUGGUAUACAAUUAUUGGUGCUGCGUCAGCAUAUGAUGCAAUUGCUUUAAAUUUGAAGUUGUUACGCAUGUUGGAUUUGCAAUAUAGUGGUAUUGGAAAAGUGCCUAAAUCUAUUGGUAAGCUGAAGCAUUUGAGAUACCUUGAUCUUUCUUAUAAUGGUUUUAAGGUACUACCAGAUUGUAUCACCAGAUUGCAUAAUUUACAAACACUGAAGCUGAGUUGGUGUCAAUUUUCUUAAAGUAUUGCCCAAAGACAUCAAUAAACUAAUCAACCUCCGAAGUCUUGAGAUUGAUGGGUGUUACAGACUGAAAUACAUGCCACGUGGAAUAGGUGAAUUAAGUAGCCUUCGUAAAUUAUCAAAAUUUACAUUGAGUGAGGACAUGAGUUUUUCCUCUAAGCAUCAGGGUGGCGGUGGGCUUGAUGAAUUAAGGAGACUGAACAAUUUGAGAGGGAGGCUGGCAAUUGAAAACUUGAGAAUAGAUGCAAUCGUACAACCAAAGGGUGCAAAUAUGAAAGAGAAACAACAUCUUCAAUCCUUAGAGUUGAGAUGGAUUGAAGAUGUUAAAUUGGAAGAAAUAACAGAGGCAGUGGCAGAGGGAUAUGAAAUGCAACUGGAAGGCCUCCAACCGCAUCCAAAUCUCAAAGAUUUGGGUGUUUGGUAUUAUUAGGGUGUCAGGUUUCCAAGUUGGUUUGACUCGCUUACAAAUCUGGUAACAUUGGAUGUAUGGGAGUGUUACAAAUGCCAACAUCUACCACCACUGCAUCAACUUCCUUCUCUUAAGAAAUUGAGUCUAGAACACUUGCAUGCUCUUGAGUAUGUUUCAAAGGAUGACUUGUCGUCUUCAACUUUAAUAUUCUUUCCUUCCCUAGAAAGACUGGAGUUGAAUGACUUGCGUAAUUUAAAGGGAUGGUGGCGGAGGAGUGAUAGUUCAUCUGCCACAGCGAGUAGUAGUCAUGAUGAUCAUAUGCUGCCCAUAUUCCCCAAUUGUCUUUCUCAUUUAUUUAUCGUGGGUUGCCCAAGCUUGACAUGCAUGCCAGUUUUUCCAUGUGUAAGCGAACUUGUAAAGUUGAGAAAUACCAGUUGGAAACCAUUCCAACAGACAAUCCUCAGUGUCAGUGAUGGCGGUGCAAGACCCAUUAAUGUUCAACCAUCAUCAUCGUCAUCAACAUCCUCCUACUACCCUCCACUCUGCAAAUUGAUGUCUUUGGCUAUUCAUAGCAUUCAUGAUCUACAAUUUCUCCCAGAUGAGCUGAAAAGCCUCACUUCUCUCAAGGAUAUGGAAAUCGGGAACUGUCAAGAAUUGAAGUCUCUAUAUCCGGGUAUUCAGCAUCUCACCUUACUUCAGAAUUUAAGAAUUGUAAACUGCAAGAAGCUCGACAUGUCUGCUGACGAAGCCCAUGCAAUUACUAUGUGGCAGCAACCUCUCAAAAGGCUACAAACACUGUUUUUUGUUGGGCUUCCGCAACUAGUGGAUCUCCCAAGUGGCCUUCAACACCUUACCGGCCUGCAGACACUGAGAAUUGCUGCUUGUGAAAAUUUAGAAUCACUUCCACGGUGGAUUAAAAGCUUCACAUUUCUUCAACGUCUUGAUCUUGAAAAUUGCCCCAAAUUGGCAUCAUUGCCUGAAGAAAUAACAAGUCUCACCUCUUUACACACCUUGAUGAUUGGGGGUUGCGACACCUUAAAACCAAGAAGUGAAGGGGAAAAGGGCGAGGAUUGGCCUAAGAUUUUUAAUAUCCCAGACUUGCGGAUCUAUUGAUGAUAGAAUCACAGCCAAUAUUGGUCCUAAUUUAUCAUCUUCUUCUUUUUAAUUUACAAUUUUCUUAAGUUUUCUUGUUUUCUCAUUUGCAGGAUACUGCGGUCUGCGGAUCAAACUAAAUGGAUAGUUUUGGUUUAUGGCAAGCCCACAACCUGUAACCGCCACAAGGGAGAUGAUACAAAUCAAUCCUGUCUCAAGAAAGCCCCAUAUUCUUCUUGCUGCUGGUGGAACAAUUAUAGGAGAUAGAGUGCUUCACAUCGAGCUCUGACGAUGGGCUGAUAUCAUGGUUAGGACGCUGUUAUCAGCAAAUACGCUAGGCAAGUUUGUCUUAGACAGUUGGACACAUGGUGGAUAUGGAGAGCUAUAUAUACAAGUCAAGUCAUUGUGUAAAGCUCAUUUCAACCCCACACACUAGUAAACAUGUUUGUUUCCUGUGCAUGGUUAUUAGAUGAGUUAUGCAAGUUCAUAAGAAGGAUUUCUUGUAGCUGUCUUGGGCUUCUCUGCUUCCUUCACCGAGCUGUUCUCUUGAUUUUCUUAUUUGUGAUAGCUGGGGGACUUUGGUGACAAUUUAUUGACCUGCAUUGUCUGGGCAUGGAAUUACAGCAAGCCAUUCAUUGUUGCAUCCACAAGGUGGCUAAAAUGUUCAGCAAAUAGGAUCAUAAAGCUGUAUAAUUUUGCAGACUGAUUUCACAGUUUGACUUUGAAUUUGUAUUUUUUAACUUUCUAGAAUUGCUGUUGUGGCCCCUUUGACCUUUCUAAUCCAAUUAGCACUGCUGUAAGAGCUUUCUGAGAUUAAAUGUAACUUGGUUACUUGACCUACCAUUUGUCUGAUAGAUCAAUAAACAUAGUGUUGAAAUUGCAUA
Molecule: messenger RNA, 4520 nt
Organism: Ziziphus jujuba (common jujube)
Lineage: Eukaryota; Viridiplantae; Streptophyta; Magnoliopsida; Rosales; Rhamnaceae
Product: putative disease resistance protein RGA4
Exons: 4
Coding region: 195-2135 (646 amino acids)
Biological process (GO): defense response to other organism
Molecular function (GO): protein binding; ADP binding
Source: RefSeq, a predicted model, not a curated record